UCAGUGUCCUCAGCCAGGCUCGGAUAAAGGUUCCGUAGUGCUAACAUGCGCUAGCGCUAACAAGGCAACAGUAGAUUUUACAUCCAUUUUAUAGCAAACACCCCCUAUCCUGCCCGACUUCUUUUGAUUUAAUUUUAGACCAAAGAGCAGCUCAUUGCCUGUGCUAGUCAAAUGGCUUCCAAUGGGCAAGUGUUUGUCAGAUUUGGCCACCUGAUUGCAAAGAACUGCCUAGAUGAAAGAUGUGCAACCGAACUGCUGAGUGUCACCGAGCAAAUCCAAACAAUCAGCAACCAGCUCAGAAUUAUUUCCAGGGUAAAAGCAGCAACAGCAGGGAGUAGGUGCUCUGCUGAACUACUGGUGAACAAUGCACAGAAUCUGUUUCAAGUGGUCCUACAGUCCCUGAAGGCAGCAGAGGCCGCGUGCGUCAAAGGUUUGCGAAAGCCAGAUCCUGACUCAGAAGAGGCAGAGGCAGCUGCCUUUUGUAUUCAAUGGAAGAAAAAGCUGUUGUGGCACAGAGUCAAAGCAGCUUUAAACCCAGAUAGGGAUGAAUUCGGACUUCGCAGAACACGUGCAGGGCGUGAACCCACCCUUACAGCUAUGGCUCAGGAACCAUCGUCUCAGAAUUAAGAACUAUCCCCCCCACCCCCAAAUUCCAAGCCCAUUCAACAACCAACCAUGGUGGCUGGUGCUGCCCUGGAGUAGGAAGGGGCCUCUGUCAUUGGUCCCUAACUCUUGCAGGAAAUGACAUCACCAAUGGGGAGGGACAAUAAUGCCACUUACCUCCUUAGAAGCUACUGCUGCUGCCCAGGAGCAAGGGAGACCUUCACAAAUAAGAGCCAUUAGCAUAUAUAGUCUGGAGGCCCAGGCUGGCCGUUCUUGGCAAUGAAGCAGCCCCUGUACAAAAAGCAACAACUAUGUUAUUUGAAUAGAAGUGUUCCUUAGAUACUUAUCUAGGGUGGAUGUGGUGUUGUAAAGGGGUAGCAAGGUAUUCCAAUGCAAGGUUUUUGUACCCAUGAACCUUUUGUGCAAGUGAAAAGGCUACA
Molecule: messenger RNA, 1043 nt
Organism: Terrapene triunguis (Three-toed box turtle)
Lineage: Eukaryota; Metazoa; Chordata; Testudines; Emydidae
Product: vinculin-like
Exons: 3
Coding region: 172-627 (151 amino acids)
Biological process (GO): cell-cell adhesion; cell migration
Cellular component (GO): catenin complex; adherens junction
Molecular function (GO): beta-catenin binding; actin filament binding
Source: RefSeq, a predicted model, not a curated record